AUGUCAGACAACAAACCAAGAGGAAUCUUGAGGAAUAGAGACGAAGGACAGCAUGUCCCCCAUGAAAUACUGGACCAAUUGGAUCGUCAAGAAGUCAUCAAGAACACGCAAUUGAACGCUAGGCUUAGCUCAGAGUACUCCACCAAAGGAGACAAAAUCAGAGCCAAGAUCGCCGAGGAGAAGCGAAGAAGAUCAUUCGGGGCCAGCGACCAUUUGAAGUGGGAUGAGAUUAACUUGUACAAGACCGAGCAGGAGAAGGCUGCUACCAUGAAGAUCGAUGAACCAAAGACUCCAUAUGAGGGUGGCUUUAACCCAUUGGGUGAGUACUAUCGUGAUGACGACAAUGAAGAAGCGGCUCCAGAAGACGAUAUUCCUUCGUUCACUUUGGGUGAAGGCGAGUUUGAUAAGGAACAUCCCGUCGUGGGGUCGCUUAGUGGUGGUGAAGUCAUACCUAAUGAAGAGGCUGUUGUCGAAAACGAACAACCAGAAGACGAAGAAAAUGAACAAGAAUUGACGGCCGAAGAAAGACAUAGAAGAUUUGAAGAGAAGAGAAAGGCUCAUUACCACUUGAAAGGAAUGGUCUUGAAACAAAAGUUUGCCGUGUCCGAUGAAGAUCUUGACGACGAACAAGAAGAAAAAGAACCACCACAGGAAGAGGAACAAGACGAUAAAUAG
Spathaspora passalidarum NRRL Y-27907 is the source of this 675-nucleotide messenger RNA. RefSeq lists its product as uncharacterized. Gene Ontology annotation, biological process: regulation of signal transduction. The coding region runs from base 1 to 675 and encodes 224 amino acids. The record is from RefSeq and is a predicted model, not a curated record. Gene Ontology annotation, molecular function: protein phosphatase inhibitor activity. The transcript has 2 exons. NCBI's taxonomy places the organism in Eukaryota, Fungi, Ascomycota, Pichiomycetes, Serinales, Debaryomycetaceae.